AGGGCGCGAACUUGCAUUGUGAGCGUCGGUUAGCUAGUACUGCGCAGCGCCGGGCUGGUCGGCCCUCAACUCGGCUAGAUGCUAACUUCUAUCCGAAAGAAGGGAGAGCAAGGGAUUGGAACGCCGGCGCCCCGGCUGUAGGUCCCCAGAGCUCGAUCUGCCCGCGAAAAGCCAGCGUUCUCUGUCUGGUUCCACUGCUCCCUGUGGAGCUCACGGCCAGCCCUCGGUCUUGGUUGCAAAGUGUGUGGGAAAAGAUGUGGGGCGCAGCUCCAGGUUCUAGAGAACCAGAGCCCCAGGGCAGGAAGGCCAGAGCCAUUCCCCCCCUUUGGAAUCGCUACGUCCCUUCUUGAGCCCACGUGAGAGCAGAUUGGAUUACUGGGACCUCGGGGUCUUGUGUAGAGCUGGUGAGGGUGAGACAAGCGCGUUCUGCCUUAGAACUUGAAGGGAAAGAAAAGGUUGCUCAGUGAUCCCACUUGCUGUUGCAAACUAAAGACUGGCGUGUGCGAGUCUAUAGGUGAGAGGAGGGGCUUGGGCCUCUGGGCCACGAACGGAGUAUGCCAUUCAACAUUUUGCUACGCGAUGGAACUUUACAGUACGACAAGUGAAAAUAUAAGUGGGCAAAAUAGUCUUCCUGGACUGAGAGAGCACAUUCUCCUGUCUUAAAGCUUCUUAACCACAGGCUGCAGCGUGGGAAAAGUUCCCACGGUAGUUCUGCUGAGACUCCAAAGCCAAGCUCUCAGGCUGGAGGGAAACACCUCGCGAGAGGGUGCGGGAGCCCCGCCCCCGGAGAGCCCGCCCCCCUGCAGGGGACCGGAAACCCUCUGCCUAGGCCGGAAGUAUUGCUGACUUGGCGCAUGUGAGCCGCAGCAUGGCGGCGCACCGAUCUGGCCCGCUGAAGCAACAUAAUAAAGCUCAUAAAGGCGGGCGGCAUCGGGGUCGAGGAUCCGCACAGCGGGACGGCAGAGGCCGCGUGGAACUGAAAGUCCUGUGCAAGAAGGUGAGAAAAGAGCUCAGCAGAGUAGACCAGAGGCAUCGCGCCGGCCAGCUCCGAAAGCAGAAAAGGGAGGCGGUUCUGGCAGAGAAGAGACAGUUAGGCAGCAAAGAUGGGGCUCCUCAUCAGGUGCUGGUGGUGCCUUUGCAUAGCAGAAUUUCCUUGCCUGAAGCCCUUCGCCUGCUUCAGGAUAGGAACACAGGGACAGUGCACCUGCAGGAAUGGGAGAGCACACACCGCUUUAUGAUGCUGUGUCCUCGAUUGAAACGUCGGUGGUUUUUUACAGCUGCAAAGCCAGGGGAUCUGCAUACUGUAUUAGACAUGGCUAAAGUGGCUGAUACCAUCCUAUUCCUCCUUGAUCCAGUAGAAGGCUGGGACAGCACUGGGGAUUACUGCCUUUCCUGCCUCUUUGCUCAAGGCCUUCCCACCUAUACACUAGCUGUCCAAGGGGUUUCUGGCCUCCCACCGAAGAAGCAGGUAGAUUCCAGAAAGAAACUAAGUAAAGUAGUGGAGAAACGCUUUCCUGAUGACAAAUUCUUCCUGUUAGACACUCAGCAGGAGGCAGAAACGCUGCUUCGGCAGUUGGCUAACCAAAAGCAAAGGCAUCUUGCUUUUCGAGAUCGGCGGGCCUACUUGUUUGCCUACACUGCUGAUUUUGUGCCAAAUGAAGAGAAUAACUUGGUGGGCAUCUUGAAAAUCUCAGGCUAUGUUCGUGGGCAGACUUUGAAUGUAAACAGCUUGAUGCAUAUCGUUGGACAUGGUGAUUUUCAAAUGAAACAGAUUGAUGCCCCUAUGGACCCUUUCCCUUUAAAUCCUAGAGUGAUUAAAUCUCAGAAGGAUCCAGCCAUGGCAGUGGAGGUUUGUGCUACAGAUGCUGUAGCUGAUAUGGAAGAAGACCUUAAGGUCCUAAUGAAGGCAGACCCUAGCAGGCAGGAGUCUUUGCAAACAGAGGCUAUCCCAGACCCAAUGGAUGGGGAGCAAACCUGGCCCACUGAGGAGGAGCUGAGUGAGGCAAAGGACUUGUUGAAGGAAAGUUCCAAGGUGGUAAAGAAGGUCCCCAAGGGAACAUCCAGUUACCAGGCUGAAUGGAUUUUGGAUGAAGGUGGUGAAAGUGGUGAGGAAGGAGAUGACUAUGAUGAUACAGAACAUGAGGAUUUUAUGGAAGAGGAAUCUCAGUAUGGGAGUGGUGAAGAAGAGGAGGAGGAAUGUGAAACUAUGACAGUAGGGGAGUCUGUGCGUGAUGAUCUGUAUGAUGAGAAAAUGGAUGAAGAGGCUGAGGAAAAAAUGUUGGAGAAAUAUAAACAAGAAAGAUUGGAAGAGAUGUUUCCAGAUGAAGUGGACACACCCCGUGAUGUGGCUGCUAGAACUCGAUUUCAGAAAUACAGAGGCCUCAGGAGCUUCCGGACAUCUCCCUGGGAUCCUAAGGAAAACCUUCCUCGAGAUUAUGCUCGUAUCUUUCAGUUUCAGAACUUUACUAAUACUAGGAAACGCAUCUUUAAAGAGAUUGAGGAAAAAGAGGCUGAAGGAGCUGAGGUUGGCUGGUAUGUCACACUUCACGUCUCUGAAGUCCCUGUCUCAGUGGUUGAGGACUUCAGGCGGGGAACACCCUUGAUUGCAUUUUCUUUGCUACCUCAUGAACAGAAGAUGUCAGUAUUGAACAUGGUGGUGAGCCGGCACCCUGGCAACACUGAACCUGUGAAAGCCAAAGAGGAAUUGAUUUUCCAUUGUGGAUUCAGACGUUUCCGAGCCUCACCUUUAUUCUCUCAGCACACUGCAGCGGAUAAACACAAAUUUCAGAGAUUUCUGACUGCUGAUGCAGCCUUGGUGGCAACAGUAUAUGCACCAAUUACUUUUCCUCCUGCAUCUGUGCUUCUUUUCAAGCAGAAAAGCAAUGGAAUGCACAGCCUCGUUGCUACAGGAUAUCUAUUGUCAGUGGAUCCGGACAGAAUGGUCAUCAAGAGAGUUGUCCUGAGUGGUCAUCCCUUCAAAAUUUUUACUAAGAUGGCAGUAGUGCGGUACAUGUUCUUCAGUAGGGAGGAUGUCCUGUGGUUUAAACCAGUGGAACUGAGGACAAAGUGGGGCCGCAGGGGACACAUCAAAGAGCCUUUAGGUACCCAUGGCCACAUGAAGUGUACUUUUGAUGGGAAGCUAAAAUCUCAGGACACAGUACUGAUGAACCUCUAUAAACGAGUUUUCCCCAGAUGGACUUAUGAUCCAUAUGUACCAGAACCAGUAUCUUGGGUGGACAGUAAGAUUUCUUCAACAAUGCCUGAAGUGGACAUGGAAUAAUGGAUUUUGUCUUACUCCUGCCAGUUAGCACUUCCAGGAUGGGAGCCUAUAGAUUGUGAUAGAGCCUAUAGUCUGUGGUUUUUGCUUUAGCCUGUCUCUUAGUUGUCCUAUUUACAGAACGCUUUUUGGCCUAACAAAUGUCUCAGUUAAGUAUGGAAGUUUUUCUACUACAACUUAAUUUUAAAAACCUA
Molecule: messenger RNA, 3471 nt
Organism: Chinchilla lanigera (long-tailed chinchilla)
Lineage: Eukaryota; Metazoa; Chordata; Mammalia; Rodentia; Chinchillidae
Gene: Tsr1
Product: TSR1, 20S rRNA accumulation, homolog (S. cerevisiae)
Exons: 15
Coding region: 869-3280 (803 amino acids)
Biological process (GO): endonucleolytic cleavage of tricistronic rRNA transcript (SSU-rRNA, 5.8S rRNA, LSU-rRNA); ribosome biogenesis; maturation of SSU-rRNA from tricistronic rRNA transcript (SSU-rRNA, 5.8S rRNA, LSU-rRNA)
Cellular component (GO): nucleus; preribosome, small subunit precursor
Molecular function (GO): GTPase activity; U3 snoRNA binding; GTP binding
Source: RefSeq, a predicted model, not a curated record